AUGUUGGAUACGUGUACUACGUACUGUUCUCUUGUGAACAACCUUCCUUACAUAAAAGAAGAACGGUGUAGAACAACCUAAAACCUCAAAAACCCCAGAGAGGAGUCUGGCGACGAAGCGGAGGAGGGAGGGAAAUCGAAGCUUUCGAUGGCGCCGAAGCGGCGGAAGCCCGCGCGGCCGGCGUCGGACCCCGAAGGAAUAUUCGGCGGUGUCUCCGCCUUCUUCGUCCCUCACUCCGUCCAGUCUCACCGCCUCGAGGUGUGGAAGCAGAAGCUGGUGCAGAUGGGGGGCCGCGUCCAGGAGAAGGUCGCCAACGCCAAGGGCGUCACGGUCAACCACGUGCUCGCUGCGGACGCCAAAGCACUGCUCCGGGAGCUCGAUGCCGCCUGGCUCCACCGCUUCCGCGGGAGCGUGGUGUCCUUCGAGUGGAUGGAGGAAUGCCUCAAGUCCGGUGAGAGGCUCCCUGAGCAUAAGUUCACUAUCAAUUAUGAAGAGGAAUUUAAGCCCAAGAAGGCAGCUGGUACUGGACAUACAGGAGCGUCACGUCCUCCAAAACGGAGCAAAAUGUCAUCUGAAGAUCAUGGGAAACGCAAGGAAACUAUUGUACAGGAUGGGGAGAAGGAGCUAGCUGUUGGAGAGCAUCAAGACGCAAGUACACAUGCACGUGAAGGUUCAGGUGUCGAUAAGGGGCGUAGCCAGUAUGUAUGUAGCCAGAGUAGCUCUGGAGACACUAUGGAUACCAUUGGGUCUCAUGGUACAUUUGAUAUUGAGGAAGCUUCUUCUGUAGAACCAACGACAUAUGCUCCACCAGACCUCAACAGGAACAUCACGGAGGUUUUUGGAAAACUUAUCAACAUUUAUAGAGCCCUGGGAGAUGGCCGGAGAUCUUUUAGUUAUUACAAGGCCAUUCCUGUGAUUGAGAAACUACCCUUCAAAGUAGAAAGUGCCGACCAAGUUAAAGACCUCCCUGCUAUUGGGAAAUCUUUGAAAGACCAUAUUAAUGAAAUAGUAACAACAGGAAAGCUCUCCAAGCUGGAACACUUCGAGAAUGAUGAAAAGGCACGGACUGUCAGCCUAUUCGGCGAAGUUUGGGGUGUUGGUCCUGCAACUGCUCUCAAGUUAUAUGAUAAAGGACACCGUACUCUUGAAGACCUACGAAAGGAUGAUUCACUUACAUAUGCUCAGAGGACUGGCUUGAAGUUCUUUGAUGAUAUCAAGCAAAGAAUACCUCGGCAUGAGGUCAGUGAGAUGGAGAAGCUUUUGCAAGACGUUGGGAAGGACAUCUUGCCUGGAGUGACAAUUGUAUGCGGAGGAUCAUACAGACGUGGAAAAGCUUCUUGUGGUGACAUGGAUAUUGUUAUAACACAUCCAGAUGGUGAAAGUCAUGUAGGUUUUCUACCGAAGUUUGUUCAGCGGUUGAAGGACAUCAGUUUUUUGAGGGAGGAUCUUAUCUUCAGUAUACACAGCAUUGAGGGAACUGACUGCGGGGUUGACACAUACUUUGGUCUCUGCACAUAUCCUGGGCGUGAGCUACGGCAUCGCAUUGACCUCAAGGUGUACCCAAGGAACAGAUAUGCAUUCGGGCUGCUUGCUUGGACUGGAAAUGAUGUUCUAAAUCGACGAUUAAGAAUAUUAGCAGACUCCAAAGGUUACGCGCUUGAUGACACGGGUUUGUAUCUUGCUACUCUGAGCAGUGGUGGAAAGCGUAUGGGGAGAUCAGAAGCUAUAGUUAACUGUGACACCGAGAAGGAUGUCUUCGACACACUUGGAUUCCCCUGGUUGGAACCUCAUGAACGAAAUCUCUAGCUUCUUGAAACGCCUGCUUUAUAAUCUGUAGCUUGAGAUGAAUGCGUAGAUUUUGUUUUUCUUCUCGUUGUAGACUGGCAAGUAUCGAUUUCCAGACCUUUCUGUAGAAAAUGUGUUUUGGUAGACUUGUAUAGUUUUUGUUUUUCUCCUUACUGUAUGUACUGUACAUCAGUGGGAGAAUGUUCUUCAACUGGCUUGUAUCUACCUUGUGUUACACAAUCCCUGCACCUUCUAGGUGACAGGGUGCUUUAAAUGAGCGGUGCUGUGGCUCUGAAGCUGUUCAUGAAUAUUUGGCACCAACUGCAGACAUCUCAGGGUGAUUUAUUUUU
Messenger RNA from Brachypodium distachyon (stiff brome), 2135 nucleotides. RefSeq names its product DNA polymerase lambda. Gene Ontology annotation, biological process: double-strand break repair via nonhomologous end joining. Gene Ontology annotation, molecular function: DNA binding; DNA-directed DNA polymerase activity. The transcript is spliced from 14 exons. The record is from RefSeq and is a predicted model, not a curated record. Lineage: Eukaryota; Viridiplantae; Streptophyta; Magnoliopsida; Poales; Poaceae. Gene Ontology annotation, cellular component: nucleus. Bases 148 to 1806 code for a protein of 552 amino acids.